AGGACCUUCUUUGCUUAUAAUUAGUUUUCCAGUCUAGUCUUUGAUCCCUUUCUUAGAAAAAAGCAAAAGAAGAUGAUAAAAGAAAUCAUGUGAAGAAAAGAAUGAGACAUGACCAAAAGGUUCAAGGAACCAUCCAGCCUAACCUUUCUCACAAACACUUGUACACGCACACACAACUACUCCAAAAUAAAAUCCACAUCUUCAAUUUCUCUUCAUCUCAAUCAUCUUCUUCUCAAAGAAAACAAAUCCCACCAUUAAUUUCCUCUCAAAACUCUAAAUUGAAUGUCAAAUUUCAACUUAGGAAAAAAGCUUUUACCAUCUAAAAAAGCAUGGAAGAGCUUCACCAACAAGUUACAAUCAAGAUUACACAAGCUCAAGCUUUCAAAAGCUAUCAAAAGUUCUAAAAACCUUUGCAUUAGAGCUUACAACUACAUUUUCCCAAUUAUUACUCGAAAAUUCUACUCCUUGAUCAAUCGUUCUUCACCACCGCGUACUCGUCGAAAUUUUUACCAUAAUUACUACCAAUACCAACAAUGUCACAAGGGUACUUCACCUAUAUACGUGGACCAGCUCUUCCCCGAACCUAUGCAGAAAUCGGAAAAAACUCAGAGUCCUAAAAUAUCCACGCCUCAAGCUAAAGAAUUUGUUGCUUCAAGUAGCGAUGUUAAUGUUAAUAGAAGAAGAUUGGAUCAAGAAGAACAAGAGAUUAUUUUGAGGGCUAUUGAAGAAAACACUUCUUUGAAAAAAGGUAAGGUCGUCAUUGAGAGUGGUACUAAUUAUAGAACAUGUGAUAAUAUUGAUGAAUGGAGAACUCCUUCAAUGCCACAUAUAAAUGGAGUGGAUAGAAGAGCUGAAGAAUUUAUCUCUAAGUUUCGUGAAGAUAUGGAGCUUGAAAGGCAACAAUCCAUUCUUGAUUUUCAAGAAAUGUUGGCUAGAGGUGCUUAAUUAGAAAGAAAAAAAAAACAGAUGUUAAAUUUUUAUUGUUGCAGAAGAAAUGAGUUUUUCAAAAAAUUAAGUACAAGUUUUGUUUUUCUGAUCAAUUCCUUAUUUCCCAAUUUUUGAAGGGGAAGAAAAGGAGUUGAUGUGAUAAUUCUUUGAUUUGGUGUGAGAGAGUAUUUAAACUGGAUAAGAAACUUACGUUGUGUGUGGCUGUUUCUUAAAUAAUUUUUAAUUUCAAGAAUUGUAUUCAGCAAAUAUUGAUUAUUUUUCUUGGGUGUAUGAAUAAAUAAAUAUGAUAUAUAAAGUGAUACUGGUUUUCUAUCUAACAGAAACAUAUUGUAGUAGUUCUCUUUCAUA
Messenger RNA from Lycium barbarum (goji berry), 1296 nucleotides. RefSeq lists its product as uncharacterized. The transcript has a single exon. The coding region runs from base 283 to 945 and encodes 220 amino acids. NCBI's taxonomy places the organism in Eukaryota, Viridiplantae, Streptophyta, Magnoliopsida, Solanales, Solanaceae. The record is from RefSeq and is a predicted model, not a curated record.